Hypoxylon trugodes is the source of this 2036-nucleotide messenger RNA. RefSeq names its product PLP-dependent transferase. Gene Ontology annotation, biological process: biosynthetic process. Gene Ontology annotation, molecular function: pyridoxal phosphate binding. NCBI's taxonomy places the organism in Eukaryota, Fungi, Ascomycota, Sordariomycetes, Xylariales, Hypoxylaceae. The transcript is spliced from 8 exons. The record is from RefSeq and is a predicted model, not a curated record. The coding region runs from base 439 to 1836 and encodes 465 amino acids.
GUAGGUGUGAAUAAUUUUUUUCUUAUUUCCUGCACUUAAAUUCUUCAAUCUGAGGCCUAACAUUGGAUGUAAGCUUGAUUGAUCACCGGCCCGCAUCCCAUGACUUCAACUUUCUAGCGAUCCACCCAACCUUGGAACCCGCUAGGACGACGUUCCUCUUUUGUCGUACCCCACUUUGCAUUUCGAGCCCAAAGGGCACACCGACAACCAUCGCGAUAUCAUCCUCUUCUAACCCCCCCUUUACCAUUCUUUUUUUAUUUCUUAAGCUGUACCUAUCCUGCGCGACCCUGCCAGCUUUCUUUUAUUUAAAAAGCAAGACCGUCCCUCUGGAUAAUUGGCGUUUUUAGUUGAGUAAAUUCUACCCUACCUACUCUCCCCUCCACCCUUUCAUUUUACUUACCAUCCCACCAUUAGGCUUAGACAAAUCAAGUCGCCGAGAUGUCGUUCAAUAAUCGCAAGUUCUCCAUGAAUAGGAACACUGGUGUCCCGCGAAGAAGAUUUAGUAUCGGUGACCCAAGUGCUAAUGAGACGAGCUCUAAAAUCCACCGUCAAUUCCGUGCCGCAAACCCGGGUCAUCUUCCUCACGCCGGCUUAGACGCAUCGCGUGCCUCCACCGGUGUCGUAUGGUGUACCGAGCGCGCUUCCGAAUAUGGAUUCCUCGAGGAACCCGAGAAGUGGGCCAAUCUUGGCCAGGGUGCUCCCGAGGUUGAAGACGACAUUGAGGGUUGCUUUGAGCGCCCCCACACGAUAGACGUCUCCGUCGCUCUUAGAGAAUAUGGCCCCACUGCUGGUAUCAAGCCUCUGCGCGCUGCUGUCGCCAGAAUGUACAACGAGAUGCAUCGCCAGGGAAAGGAAAGCCAGUACUCAUGGGAGAACGUCGCCAUUGUUCCCGGUGGAAGAGCAGGUCUGAUCCGUAUCGCCGCUGUCCUCAACAACGCUUAUGUCGGUUUCUUCAUCCCCGACUAUACUGCUUACAAUGAGAUGUUGUCCCUCUUCAAGAACUUCGCCGCAAUCCCAACACCGCUUUCCGAGGAAGAUGGAUAUCACAUUCACCCAGAUGUCAUCGCGAAAGAAAUCGCUCGAGGAACUUCAGUCAUUAUUACCUCGAACCCCCGCAACCCGACCGGAAGAGUGGUAGCCAACCCCGAAUUGGCUGAAAUUCAGGAUAUUUGCCGUGGACGUGCGACCUUAGUUAGCGAUGAGUUCUAUUCUGGUUACAACUACACCAGCAAUUGUGACGGUACCACGAUCUCAGCCGCCGAAAACAUCGAAGACGUGGACGAAGAUGAUGUUCUCAUCAUUGAUGGACUCACCAAGCGAUUCCGACUUCCUGGAUGGCGUAUUGCCUGGAUUCUAGGACCCAAGGAAUUCAUCAAGGCUAUCGGUUCUUGCGGUUCGUACCUUGAUGGUGGAGCUAACGCUCCCUUCCAAGAAGCAGCUAUCCCCAUGUUGGAGCCUUCCCUUGUCCGCACAGAGAUGGAAGCUCUUCAGCAUCACUUCAGAGACAAGCGAGACUACGUAGUUAAGCGCCUACGAGACAUGGGCUUCGUGAUUAAGUACGUGCCGGACAGCACAUUCUACCUUUGGCUCAACCUUGAGGGUCUUCCCGGCCCUAUCUCCGACGGUCUAAACUUCUUCCAGGCCUGCUUAGAAGAGAAGGUUAUCGUUGUGCCUGGUAUCUUCUUCGACUUGAACCCCUCUCGCCGCCGAGACUUAUUCGACAGCCCUUGCCACCACUUCGUCCGGUUUUCGUAUGGCCCCAAGAUGGAUGUCCUAAGAAUGGGCUGUGAUGGUAUUGAACGUGUCGUCAACAAAUUCAAGAAGUACUCCGAAUAGAUUAGAUGUUGCUAACAAGCAACAAUAACGAGAACAUAUGCCAGCCAUUGACAUAUUUUACACAGGAAUGGGAUGGUGGAUCUCAUUAUGACCUAUCUAGACAAGACAGAAAAUGGGGGUUAGGAGGUUUAUAGUCUAGCAACACGGGGUCCUAUAGAAGAUACUUAUUAACGAACAAAUGAACAUUUCUUUUUUUUUUA